AUGAGCGAACUUCAGAAUAAAACCUCAACUCAAGACAACAAGUAUUUCAAACACCCUUGUCUUGACCCAAGAAGCAAUAAAUGCACAGCUGAUGAAUAUUUCAAAGAAAUUGCCUACCAAAUAGAUCUAUAAGAGUAUGUCAAUAUCUGGGCGAUAUGUAAUCAAUACUUCAUUUACUAAGUUGAAGAAGAUGAAUCAGCUCCUGGUUAAGGUGUAUUGACCAUUGUAAACUUUGAAAAAGAACAACAUACAGUUAAGAUUUAGAAUUUCACAAGAAAUCUCACCAGUAAAUAACAAAAUUUUAAUCUUCAUAAUUCAAUAGAACAUAUAAGCUAUAACAGUGGAGUAUUGAUAGAGGCAAGCGAUAACUAAUUUCAAGCAAUUAUGCUAAAUGAGACUGUUUUCGAUAAUAAUUUUACAACAAUUAACGCCCUAAACCAAAAAAUCAGAAAAGUAUCAACAGAUGUCAAAAUCUAAGCAUUAUUCAUUCUUGAACCUUGUAGAAAUAAGAACUUUUCAUACAUCUGCUUUGAAACUGAUGACGCCAUUUUGGACUUUAAUAGAAUUUUUUUAACAAACAUUGACUCAGAGGAUGACUCUUUAUUUUCAUAUUCUUUCGAAUAAAUUGGAGAAAUCAAUCAUAGAGGAACAUGUAUUAAUGAUCCGAUCGUUAAGAUUGUCAUGGUGUUCAUUAAGACCUUCAACUACACAAUAGCUUAAAGAGCUUCUGGAGGAGUUGAUUUAUAUUGGAAUUUAAGAAUGAAGGACACAAUUGAAAAAAACCUUGUUUCUGACAUUGCUAUAAGUUUAACAUCUCUUUACUUCAAGAUGCAGGAUGGAACAUAUAAAUACUUUGAUCAUAAUAGUAAUGAGGAUAUAUCAUUUGAUCAGGCAGUUGAAAUUUCAAAUGAUUAGCUCAAAUUUGAUCAAAUUCAUGUUAGAAUCGUCCAAAAUAUAGUUAAAAUCUAUUCUGGAAUGAAUAUGGUUCAUAAUAAAGAUACAGGAAAAACACUUUAUCUCAUAUCUCACGGCAAAUUCCUCUCUGUCUUCGAUAUUGAUUAUAUGACUUGGAUUAAUCAUUUAUAGUUUGAAGAAGAAAUUUUUGCUAUAUUCAAGAAUAAAGUUUCUAUAUUAUAAGAUGAUAAUAUAGUUGAUAAUCGAAUUCUAUAAGAGGAUUCUGACGAUAAUUAUAUUUCAGACUUCUAGGUCAUUUUGACAAAUGGUGAUAUUCAUUAGUAGAUUCUAGAAAUUUACGAGUAAAAUGAGAUUGUUUCGUCAGAGAGAUGCAAGAUCAGACUUUAAGGUAAAGUGCUAAGACUUUCUGAAGAUAUUAUCUUGAAUCGCAGCAUUUUUAUAGUUUUUAAACAAGAAAACUAAGACAUAUGCCUAAAGUAAAUUAGAAAUGACAAAGCAUAUGAUGUUUAAAUUCCGAACCCACUUAAGAACCUAAAUGCAAUCUAAUAUCAAUUUAGAGAUAAAUAGUUAGCUUAUGUACUUAUUCAAAAUGGGAUAAAACUGUCUCUCUACAAAUUGAUACUAAAUAAAGAAGGACCUGGCUAGUUAAAUUUAUAGCUACUUCAUUAACUAAAUGGGGGUGAUACUGUAACUGGAACCAUUCACGCAAUAACAUCAUAUGACAUUGAGAAUCAUUUAAUCGUGGUGGAUGAAUUAAAUAUGUAUGUUUACAAAAUUUUAGAAGCAACUUGGAAAAUUUACUCAAAAUAGUAUUGUACUGGCCUAUCUUACUUCGAUAAAAAUACAAGUUAUAUGAUUUGCUAGCAAAAUCGUCGUUCAAUUAACCCUGGGCUAAGGAUGCUUGAUAUGGAGGCAUUAAUAUCUAAAGAUCGCCUAGUAGCCCCACUUCUUAAAGAUGUUCAAAUUGGUGCAAGAGUAAAUUUCUACUAUGAUUAUGUAUUCGCCCGACUUAGUUUUAUCUAAUCAAUCACUAAUGCCUUAAUCUUCCCAGUUCUGCAUUGGAACUAAUUUAAUUUCAUGGGAUAUCAAGGCUAAGGAAAUUAUCUAUGCUAUAAAGUUAUUGGAGAUAAAUUUAUAGCUUUACAGAGUAAUGGUGUGCUGUAAUCUUGGGAUAUGAUAUCAGCUAAACUUCAUGAAAAGAUACAAUUAGAAGUGAAUGAUUAUAGUGGUUAUUCAUUACAUUCGACUAAUCGAAUGGAUGCAGUGUUGUUAUCAUCAAAUUAUUUGAAACUGAUGGUGCAUUAUAAAAGCUAUUCUGACUUCAACUGA
Stylonychia lemnae is the source of this 2244-nucleotide messenger RNA. Lineage: Eukaryota; Ciliophora; Spirotrichea; Sporadotrichida; Oxytrichidae. The record is from the annotation of a GenBank genome assembly.